Messenger RNA from Cydia fagiglandana, 2304 nucleotides. Its product is annotated as zinc finger protein 883-like. The record is from RefSeq and is a predicted model, not a curated record. Lineage: Eukaryota; Metazoa; Arthropoda; Insecta; Lepidoptera; Tortricidae. Gene Ontology annotation, molecular function: DNA-binding transcription activator activity, RNA polymerase II-specific; zinc ion binding; RNA polymerase II cis-regulatory region sequence-specific DNA binding. Bases 89 to 1843 code for a protein of 584 amino acids. The transcript is spliced from 5 exons. Gene Ontology annotation, biological process: regulation of transcription by RNA polymerase II. Gene Ontology annotation, cellular component: nucleus.
GGCCAUCGAGUCAUCUGUCACAUUCAUACAUUACAAAAAGCUUAAAUAAAUAAUACUAAUGUUUUGAAAUUGAAACAAAUUAGUUUUAAUGAUGGAAGAUUACGAUAGUGAUGCAGUUAUUAAUGCCAUAGAGGCGAUGCAUUCCUGUCGCUGCUGCCUGCGGCGCCCUCCGGACAAGGGCUUGAAGACUUUGUAUACUCAUGUUGGAAAAACUGAGAUAUAUUUGGAUAUGCUUCAAGAAUGCUUUAAUAUACGUGUUGCAAUGAGCAGUGACGACGAGAGUGGAAUCUGCGAGGCGUGCGUAGGGCGUCUGCGGGACGCAAGCGAGUUCAAGCAGCUAGUGCAGCGCAGCCAGGCCGAGCUGCAGCGGUUGCAGUUCAUUCAUUUUUUGGAUGAGAAACCCACAAUCAAGUCUGAGGGUGUGGAAGGAAAUGCCACAAAUGAAGAUUUUACGCUACGCGAAGUGCACCCGGUCAAGUUGGAGGCCAAGAUGUCGGAGGGAGAAACGAUCAACAACGAAGAGUUGGUACAAGCACUGCCAUUGGCCAUCCCAACACCGGCCCCUGUUGAGUCAGAUGAUGCUUCUGACAACGCCUUGGACAAACUCGAGAAGCUGGCCGACUCGGCGGGCAUCACGGAGUCAGCUGCUUCCGCCAUCGCCAGGAAACAGAUAGAAAAGCUGGUCCAUCUACCCCCCGCCCCACCCUUAGACGCUGCACCCAGUGGGCCAGUGCCGCGCACUAGGGGACCCCCCAAACCCGUCUCCUGCGAUAUAUGCAAGAAGAAAUUCCAAUAUAAAAGCCUCCUCGUCAAACAUAUGCCCCGCCACACUGGGGUGAAACCGUACGCCUGCGAAGUAUGCAACAAACAAUAUUCGCUUAAAUCCGUCUUAAAGAAUCAUUUGAAAAGUCACACGGACAAGUUCUCCUGCAAGAUAUGCCAAAAAGAAUUCGCUUACAGACACAACUUAAAAUCCCACAUGCGUGUACAUACAGGUGAAAAACCGUUUUCAUGUGAAGUAUGCAAUAAAGAAUUCUCAAAAAAACUCACUUUAAAAACGCAUUUGUCGAGUUCCGGUCACUUACUUCCAAUAUGCUGCAAAAUAUGCAAAAAGAGAUUUGCAAAUGAAAUUGGAUUAAAUGAACACAUUAUAAGCUUGCACGGAAUUAAAGAAACAAAACAACUGCACACAAAAAAACGACAUAUAAAACGGCAACAAACAAAUGAAACUCAAGCAAAUGACCCACAAACAAAGCAACAAUCCAAAGCAGUAAAUCCUUCAGACAAAUUAUUCUGUUGCGAAAUAUGUGGAAAGCAAUAUAGACUUAAGAAAUUAUUUGUUUCCCAUAUGAACAGUCACAUGGGAGUGAAACUAGAGUACUGUAAUUUGUGUGACAAACCAUUUGCAGACAAAAACACUUUGAGAGGCCACAUGCUAAUACACACGGGAGAGAAGCCUUAUCCCUGUGAGAUUUGUCAUAGGCGAUUCAGACAGAGCUCAGCUUUACAAGAUCACAUAAUGAUACACAAAGGAAUUAAACCAUAUUCCUGCGAAGUGUGUAAUAAGGAAUUUAGACAUAAAUCUGCUUUAAAAGUUCACAGCCACCGACAUACAGGCCAGAAAGCGCAUUCUUGUGAUGUAUGCAAAAAGGAAUUUAUAGUUUUGGCUGCGUUGAAAAUGCAUUAUCGUGUUCAUACUGGCGAGAAACCGUACGUCUGUAGAGUUUGCAAUAAGCAAUUUCGCCUUCCUAGCACAGUCCGGAGGCAUCUGAGGCGCGUCCACAGUGAGUCACCUUCGAGAUACGUCGUAACACGGAGUAACAAAUGUGAUAUAGUACUGUAACAAAUGUGAUAUAUAGUACUGUCUAUUUCCAUUUUGACAAAAAUUCUCAUUGAUCCUCUAAAAUGUAUUUAUUUGUAAUUUGUAUUAGUUAAGGGUUAGUAAGAGGUAUAUAUAUAUAUAAUUCAGUCUAUAUACGUCCCACUACUGAGCACAGGCCUCCAGACUCAUGCGCGAGAGGGCUUGGGCUAUAGUCCCCACGUUAGCCCAAUGCUGAUUGGGUACUACACAUACACCUUUUAAUUUCUUCGCAGAUGUAUGCAGGUUUCUUCACGAUGUUUUCCUUCACCAUAAGUCUCAUUGGUACGAGCCAGGACAUGAACCCGCGACCUCCGGAUUGAAAGUCGGACGUCACAUCCACUCUGCCACCACCGCCUAUAAAUUUAUACAUAUUUUACUGUAACUGACCUAAAACAACUUGUUUCCAGUUGCAACCCCAAUUCUUUAUUAGACAUAGAGUUAGA